Messenger RNA from Aspergillus welwitschiae, 1242 nucleotides. RefSeq lists its product as uncharacterized. Lineage: Eukaryota; Fungi; Ascomycota; Eurotiomycetes; Eurotiales; Aspergillaceae. The coding region runs from base 1 to 1242 and encodes 413 amino acids. The transcript has 3 exons. The record is from RefSeq and is a predicted model, not a curated record.
AUGCCAGCAGCUCCAACUUCUGAAGAACGACAGAUCUUUCUCGCCUGUAGGGCCAUCUUCAGCGAGCUCCUUGAGAUUCCCAAUUACAAUCUAACUGUGGUUGUGCCCAUUGUUAAGGCGCUUCUGGAGAAGCGUCUCUUUGGCUCGAGUGCCAAAGCUGAAGCGUACUUUCCUGGUCUGUUUGAGCCAUGUCCUGUACGACAAACACAGAAUGCGGCACUUGAACAGGAAGCGUCCCGGUCAAAUGAAGAAGUGCUCGAGGUGAUUUCACAAUCGUACGAAGAACAGGGGAGUGAAGGGGAAGAGGGACGAGGGGAAGUUGUAGCGGUCCCAGCCCCGGCACCAACAAAUUUUCGUUUCGCCCAAGUGGUGAAGGUAGAACAAGGAGAUGAUUCAGAUGAGACAUUAACGCCUGAGAGACCCACGGCUUCACUAUUCCCCUUGUACUUGCCCUAUCAUGCCCAGCAUCGGAUCCUGACCAAUGUGCAGCAAGUUUUAGAGGAGUGCAUAUUCGAAUUUAUGAGAAAGUGGCUCCCUGAAAAUCUUGAAAGAAACGGAUGGGACUGCGCUGCAGCUGUUGAAUUGACCAAGUGGACAAGGCCUCCCUUCAAAUGGACGUCCCAAAUUCCAGAAAGUGCUUUCCACCCAACAGACCUCAAGCUUGAGUCGAUCUUGUUAAAAGUAGUGCAAAUACGUCACACCGCUGUACAUCGACUUCCGACAACUGCACGCGGAGUUUGUGAUUUUGUUGGAAUUGCCAAGAAGCUGGCUGAGACUCUUGGAGACUCGUUGCGCACUUCACAGCUCGAGAAUCUCCAUCACGAUCUGCAGGAGAAGAUCCAAAUCCUCGAGUUCAACAAGAAUGUUCUGGAGGAAAAUUUAGCUUGUCAACUCAGAAACAUUGAAGCAGAGCGUGAACUGCUGAAUUGCCGGGAGGAGAGGCUGAGAGCCAAGACUGUCGAAGAUGAUAGGGAAAAUAAGCUCAUGAUGGGUCUUUUGCUAGAAGAGUCGCUGGAACAGAUAUUCAAGACUGAGGGGGCCCAGCCGGAGACUGAACAAGGCUGGUUGCGUCUGGAUAAAAAAUGUGCAUCCUUUGGUCAGUUCGUCUGUGGCUGGGUUCGAGACAGACUGGCUAAAGAUGCUUCAGUCUUUCGUCUCGCGAUCAUUGGGAUCUCUUGUUUUAUUUUAGUGUUCUUGUGGGUGUUUGUGCGGCGCUUCAUGUAUGUAACUGGGAUGUUGUAG